Messenger RNA from Encephalitozoon intestinalis ATCC 50506, 1011 nucleotides. RefSeq names its product putative transmembrane protein. NCBI's taxonomy places the organism in Eukaryota, Fungi, Microsporidia, Unikaryonidae. The transcript has a single exon. The record is from RefSeq and is a predicted model, not a curated record. Bases 1 to 1011 code for a protein of 336 amino acids.
AUGGCCGAAGACUACAACAAACAGAAGGUAUACUUGACUGAUAUAAGUAGAGAACCAAAUGCUGGAGGCAGGAAGCAGGCCAGGAUAGAGCUUCGAGCCCUCAAGGAUGCAUAUGCACUGAAGAUUGAAACAGACAUGAUGCCAAAAGAGGAAAACACGGUCCCAGACACGAAGCUGUUCAGAGUAACAGCCUAUUGUACUGCAGACGGAUACGACCUCAAGAAUCUGUACAAGUAUUUGAAGAGCAACUCUCUAUGCAACAAAGUCUCCAUGUACUUUGGGGAAUGUCUGUACACUCUGAUGAACUUCAAGGGCAGUGGAGAAAGACAUGACUGCUUCUUCUACGAGUACGGUGUUGUAGUGUGUUGGGGAAUGUCUGAGAUGCAGGAAUCGAUGAUAGUCAAGCUUGUUGAGAAGUAUGAGGAAAACGGACAUGAGCCGAGCGAGGUGGAGAUUGAGUCCUUCAAAUAUGGUAUAACGGAUAAUCCAUUUAUUAUCAACGAUGUAAUAUACUUGAACUCUGAAAAUCACUUUACAAAGAUGGUGAUUUCGAUUGCAAUAGCCAAGAGUGUGAAGCUGGACUACUUCGAGAAUCUUGUGGACAACACGAUCGAUGCAGUUAAGGAGUUCCCUGAAGAGGUCGAGAGGGAGGGAAAGGUCAGCAAAAGCAAGAAGGAGAUAUUGAAGAUGAUAGGUAAAUUGCAUAGACUAAGGUUCAAUCUAAAUCUUGGAUCCAAUAUUCUUGAUGAGCCUGAGUUUGUGUGGGACUACCCUGCAUUUUCGUCUCUCUAUGAAACAUGUAAGAGGUAUUUGGAUAUCAAGCCAAGGGCAGACCUGCUGAACAGGAGGUGUGACGUGAUUAACGGAAUACUAGAGAUCCUCAACGAAAACACAAAUAGGAGCAGUAUUGAAAAGUUCGAGGUUGUUCUGAUUAUUAUAAUAUUAAGUAAUGUUGUUUUGAUAAUAUCGCAAAUGAUAGAAAUGUACAUCAGGCUCUUGAAUAAGUCAUGA